Molecule: messenger RNA, 2509 nt
Organism: Panicum hallii
Lineage: Eukaryota; Viridiplantae; Streptophyta; Magnoliopsida; Poales; Poaceae
Product: sister chromatid cohesion 1 protein 3-like
Exons: 11
Coding region: 56-2104 (682 amino acids)
Biological process (GO): replication-born double-strand break repair via sister chromatid exchange; mitotic sister chromatid cohesion; synaptonemal complex assembly
Cellular component (GO): synaptonemal complex; cohesin complex
Molecular function (GO): chromatin binding; protein binding
Source: RefSeq, a predicted model, not a curated record
GCCGCCGCUACCUGAGCCCCAGCGUCUCCGGGCGAGCCGGAGGGGGUCCGCAAGGAUGUUCUACUCACACACGAUACUCGCGCGGAAGAGUCCGCUGGGCACGGUGUGGAUCGCCGCCCACCUCGAGCGCAAGAUCAAGAAGCCGCAGAUUGACGGCAUCGACAUUCCCUCCUACGCAGAGAGUAUAAUGUUCCCUGAGGUUCCGAUUGCUCUAAGAUUAUCAGGGCAUCUUCUUCUAGGUCUUGUUCGCAUUUAUUCAUGGAAGGUGAACUACCUGUUUCAAGAUUGUAAUCGAAUGGUAACUACAGUCAGAACUGCAUUUGCUUCUGUCCAAGUCGAUCUUCCAGUUGAUGCAGACCGUGCUCCAUUUGAGUCCAUCACACUGCCACCAACAUUAAAUCUUGAUGACUUAAACUUGGACGAUGCAAUUUGUCUGAUGGAGACACCAGAUAGUCAUCAGAAAAGUCGUGAUCAAAUUACUUUGUCUGAAGGAGAAUAUGUGAUGAUAGAACUUGAUGAGGAUGCUAGAGUAGAGCCAUCAGCUCACAUGGGGCCUAUACCAAUGGAGGAUGAGACACUCCCUCCAUUCGAUGAUGGUUUUGGAGCUGAUAACAAUCGCAAUGAAGAAAUUCCCAUAGAUCCUCCCCCAGGCAAUUUGCCAGUAGAUUCCAAUGUAAUAAAUCAGACAGAUGAAGCACUAGAUCCACCGGAAACAAUGCGUGCACAUGAGUCUCCUGGCCUGAUGUUAACAGAGCCAAUACUUGGAGAUGAUGACCCCAUGGAUUUGAACAGUGAUCUUUCACCUUUUGUGCAAAACAAGGUUAUCACCCCUCCAGUUAUUGAGGAAACAUCUUCUGCUGGUCGACAAGCUCCUGAGAGAUAUAUUGCCAACUUACGGACACCAAACACAUAUGAUGCAUUUGCAGAUGUUGCACUGCUAAAUUUUGACACCCAGCUACCUGAAUUUCGGCUUGAGCCAUCUCCACCUCCAGUACAAGAGAAGGAUGAUAAUAGAAGGCCCAAAACACAAGUUAACAAGAGAAAGAGAAAGAGAAGGGUGAAAUUUGAUAAUGAAAUUGUUCUCUCCAAUGACUACAUGAGGGAGCAAAUUGAUGGUGCUGGACUAGAUGAGUUGAUCUGCAAGAGGAGAAAGCUACCCCAAACAGCCCUUGAUAUGUGGAGAUUCAGCAGGACUAACAGAAUAGGCAGCUUCUUGCUUGAACCUGUGCUUCAUGGUAUGUGCACUAAUCUUCACGAAACAUAUGAGAGAAAUUUCCCCCGUGUGAGUGGCCUUGAUGCUGAGUGUGCAUCUGGCGAACCCGCGACCGGUGUAGCAAAUGAUGGUCUGGGUGCACCACCUGAACUGCUGCUCAGCCCAAAUUUUCCUGGAACAACGGAUUUACCGUCUGACCAUCAGCUCACCCCAAACCCUCCAGGAAAUGCAGAUGCGCAACAUGAACCUUUGCCAUCUCCAAAGUCACCAGGAGCAGCAGGUGCAGCACCUGAUGAUGACAUGUUGCCUGAGCUGCCCCGAUUCUCACCAAUGGGUAUGCCAUCUCCAGUAAGAGGAGAUGACACUCCUUACAAAACUCCUGGUGGAACUGCAUCGUCUUGGCUUGGAGGAACUGGUGUUUCUGAAAUACCAUCAUCUGGUGGGAAUGGAACUGGUGUUUCUGAAAUACCAUCAUCUGGCGGGAACUAUUCAUUACCCGGACAAAGUACUCAUGAAUCGGAUCAUAUGCCAUUCCUGUUUCCAAUCAAUGAAGAUGAUGAUGAUCAACCAGAGAUCCCUGGGCUCAUGAGUACUCCUGGAGGGGUGUCUAGUGUGGGUACUGGAACCACUGGAUUAGGAAGCAUGUCUACGAGAACAAGGGCUGUUGCACUGUUCUUCAAGGAUCAGGUGCCUUCACCCUCAUCCGAUGAGCAGCCUGGAAAAUUUAGUUUGAACAGAAUCUUGGAAGGAAAAGCAAGAAGGCAAGCUGCAAGGAUGUUCUUUGAGACAACGGUUCUGAAGAGUUAUGACUACAUUGAUGUCCAUCAGGAGGAACCAUACGGAGAUAUUGGAAUUUCAGUUAAACCCUCGCUAUCUACAGCCAAACUCUGACAAAGUUAUCUGGAGUCGUUAUAGAGAAAGAAUCUCUAGUUUGAUUUGGGAGAAGAACAUAGUAGGAUUUGGAAUGUUUACCUCAGUAACAUUUUCGCGUGAGGCUGCAGAGGAUGUUUCAUGAUGUUUUAAUGUUCUGAUAUCAAAAGCCAACUCACAAGGUUCAGUUCUGACUUCAGAUUGUUUGGUCAGCAUGUGCUCUGUCAACAGCAAAACAAAGUGAUGAAGGGGUCGAAUGGAGUUAUAGACACUUUAGUAAUAGCUUCUGAAGGAUAUGGUAGCUAUCUGUUAAUCCCACCUGAAAUGUUUGGUAGCUAGGGACUAAUUUAGCUUAGCGAAUACCAGUGUGUAAAUACUAAAUAGUUGUGAUAUCGUACAUAUGUUUCUUGUUCUUCAUUCAAAGUC